AUGUCUCCCAACGCCAAAAUUCUUACAAAUAUCACACGCAGAACAACUGGAACAAUAGCCCACCUCACAAUCUCCCGGCCAGCUAAAUUAAACGCCCUCAACACCCCUCUACUCGAACAACUCCCAAGAGCCUUCGAAGCAAUCACCGCCCAAAAUGAAGAUCUUCUCGGCAUAGUCCUCACAGGCGCAGGACCUAAGUCCUUCAUCGGCGGAGCAGAUAUAUCCGAGAUGGCCCAAUUAAACUCCCCUCCUGCUGCAGAGGCGUUCAUCUCGAAAGUCCACACGGCAUGUAAAAGUAUACGCAACUGCCCUGUACCAGUCAUCGGGCGCAUAAACGGGUACGCACUCGGCGCAGGGUUAGAAAUGGCAGCAUCCUGUGAUUUGAGGGUCGCAAGCUCAAACGCAGUGUUUGGAAUGCCAGAAGUUCGAAUUGGGAUUCCCAGUGUCGUUGAGGCGGCUCUUCUGCCUGGACUUAUUGGGUGGGGGCGGACGAGACAGCUUCUCAUGCUUGGGGAGAAUAUUGAUGCUAAAGAAGCGUUUCGGUGGGGUCUUGUUGAGAAGGUUGUCGAACCGGAUGAGCUGGAUGAUGCUGUGGAGAUUUGGUUGUCUCAACUAGAUAAGAAUGGACCCCUUGCUGUGCGAAGACAGAAAUCAUUGAUGCGGACCUGGGAGAAUGUUUCAAUGGAUCAAGCAAUUCAGGCCGGUGUUUCUGCGUUCAGGGAGGCUUUUGUUGCCGAAAAGGGAGAGACAACGGAGCCGGCGAGAAUGAUGGAGGCUUUCUUCCAGGCUAAGAAGACUUAG
Molecule: messenger RNA, 801 nt
Organism: Penicillium pulvis
Lineage: Eukaryota; Fungi; Ascomycota; Eurotiomycetes; Eurotiales; Aspergillaceae
Exons: 2
Coding region: 1-801 (266 amino acids)
Biological process (GO): fatty acid beta-oxidation
Cellular component (GO): mitochondrion
Molecular function (GO): enoyl-CoA hydratase activity
Source: RefSeq, a predicted model, not a curated record